CAACUUAUGUCUUUGACAACUCUAAGACAUAGUUUCGUAUUACGUUUAUUUACUUUUAGCGUGCAGUAAUGAGCAGCUUCUCUUUGAAAUAAUAACACUUUUAAUGUGAUGAAAAUAACUUUUUAUUACAGUAAUAAUGCACAAUUGUUACAUAGUUAUGUUACAUAGUUUUUAUAUACGAAAUCAUGAAUGGGGCACCUGCGUUACAUUUUCCCCGCAGAACAGUUAUUUUGGGUCUUUGCUGGGAGAAUGCCGCAGAUUUCAGGAAUUCCUAGGAUAGACAUUUCAUUGUGUGUUUGCCGGUAAAUAGCUGAAACUUCUUUCAUGCUAAAGAAAGAUCUGAAAACAUGUGUUACAUUGUGAAAAUAUAUUUUCUUCGUUCUUUGGCGAAAUCGGCAAAGAGUUAGUGAUCGGUGUUCCAGCAGACAGCAUUGUAUAGGAUACUAGGACUUCAGACCAAAAAAAAAAAAAAAGUGUUUCCUGUAGACGAUUGUGAAUUCUUGCCAAUUGCUUCUCUUGUCUGGGUGUCCGGGGCAAGGCUUUUGCAGGUUAGCAGGAGGUUGCACCCAGGUUGUCUGCUGGUCAUGGCAACCGACACAGUGAAGAUCGACGAUCUACAGAGGCUACGACGCUUUUUCUACCUUGGCAACGAUCAUGGCCUUUAUCGGGUGCGCGUGGGACCCGAACGGUGUCUGUCAGCAGAAUCAGCGCCCAUCGUGAACGAUUUACUGGCAAAGGGAAGAGGAGAAGAGGUUGUAGAGGAGGUCGUCAAGUUCCUCUCCGGUGACCGCACGUGCUGCACGAACCAUGCUCCAGCGUUGUUUACUCUCGCUAUGUGCGCACGAUUUGAAGACCAGUCGCAGACGACCAAGCAGGCGGCGGUGAAAGCUAUGGGCAAAGCAUGCAGUAGUACUGCCGACCUUUUCCAGUUUAUUUCUUUCGCUCAGUGCCUCAGAGAGUCCCGUAGGGGCUGGGGACGUUCACUUAAAAAUGGCGUACAGAGAUGGUUUGACAGCAAGACCAGUAUGGAACUUGCAGAAAUCGUGACACGGCAGAAGACAGGGAGUAAAUGGUCAUAUAUUGACCUGCUUCGUGUAACGCAUGUAGUUCCUAAAACAGAAGGUGCAAAGAUGAUAGUCAGAUACUUGGCUAGGAGCUUACAGGCAGCAGAAGAGGAGUUUGGUGGCGACAAGGCUAGUCCAGAGCUAAAAGAGACCCUGGCAUACCUUGGUGCUUUGGAACAGCUAAAGACGGAAAAAGACGUUGCAGUAGCUGUUGGGUUAAUAGAGGAAUACAAGUUUCAUCCAAAACAAGUAGCACCCCACCUGCAGCAGUUUGCACAAGUAGUUGCAGCAACAUUGACACAGGUCUCACUAGUGGAGCUGCUUCAUAACAUUGGUAACCUGGCUCGUAGAGCAUUGCUGGAGCCUGUGGAACCAGUAUCCGGUGACAUUGUCCAGCGCAUCCAAGAUGAAGAAUACAUCAGAAAAGAGAAGUUAUCUCCCAUAGCAGUAUUAAUUGCAAUGAGGGUAUAUGAGCAAGGAUCCUCUUUGAAAUGGACACGCAAUGGUGCAGUAGUAGAGGCCUUGAACAACGCCUUUGCCACAGCUUUGAAGUAUAAUGUGGAGUCGACUAAUAAACGAUACCUGUUGGCGAUCAAUAUUAACAAUCAGUUCUUGUGUUGGGUGCAUGGAGCUAGAGUGCUGUCUCCAGUCAUAGCAGCAGCUAGCAUUGCAGUCAUCCUGGCACACACUGAGAAGGAACCUACAAUGGCUUUUUUCAAUAAGGAAGUCAGACCUUUGUCCUUUAUAACCAGUGUGCAAAUGCCAGAAAUCUGUGAGAAGAUUGUCCAGUGCGCAACAGCUCCAGAGGCUGGCAGGAGUAAAUGUGACUUGGUGAUACCUAUAAUGUGGGCGCAAAAGGCCAGUGAACCCUAUGAUGUCAUUAUCAUCAUGACAGAUCAUCGUAACCCAAGUGCCUCUGCUGACUUAGCCACAGCUUUCAAGCAGUAUCGCAGCACCAUGAAGCUGCCACAAGCCAAACUGGUUGUAUGCAGCGUGACCGCAAGUCAUAUACAGUUUGCUGACAGCAGUGAUGCAGGCAUGCUUGACAUAGCUGGUUUUGAUGAGAGAGUUCCAGAUGUCAUUCACAAGUUUGUGACAGGAAUGCUUUAAUUUAUGCUUUGAUGUGUUUGAAGAUUCUCUGGCUUGCAUGGAAUGGUGAAAGAUAAACAGUGCAAGAACUAGCCAGUUGCAUCUGUGUGUGUAUGCAUGUGCAUUUGCACCUAUUUUGAGAGGAAUAGGUAAAGAGAGAUGUGGAGAUGGAUAUGAGAGCUUCAGUAGCAUCAGUUUACUCUGAAUGCUUGCAUUUUCAGACUAGCAAUGUUUGUACAUGUCUAAGUUAAGUGAACAAAAGAUUGACAUUCAUUGUUCUAAUUUUAAUACUCUUAUAAGCCACGUUCUGUAGCAAAUUGUUUUUCAUAUUUUCUAUUUCAAAUUUACUAGAAUGCCAAGUUGAAAAAGAUUUACUUUUUAUCUGCCUUUUACUCUUUAUGGAAUGACACAAACCUGUCUUAUUUAAUAAGAGAAUGCAGUGUUCAUCAAUAUUGUAAAUUCUGGUUUCUCUGCUCUUUUUUCCUAUUGGGUGAAACUUUAAAAUGGUUUGUGUUUCACAAAACUUGCUUUUUUUUUAAAAAUAGCUUUUCUGUGUUAGUUUUACAUAGAUUUAGUUUUCUUUUCUGUUACAAGUUUUUUCAUGCAUGCUAUACACUCUGUAAAAUACAGGGUCAGGCAACUGUUUCUAUGCCUAGAGGUAAGAGAACUAAACUUGCGCAAAGCUUUAUUGUUGAAAAAAACAAAGUGUACUGCAGAUGAGUGUCAUUACUUUGUCAUUUUCUGAACAAAUUCAAUUUGUUCAUGGCUAGUUUAAGUUUGCAAACUCCUGUGAGCAUUCUUAAUGUGUGUGUAUUUUCUGUACUGAUUUUUGUUUUUCUUUUCCAUUCCCUCCUUCCAUAAACUCAAGAUUUUUUUUUGUAUUGCAGAUGUUUGUGAAGCAGGGUGGGUAGAACAUUCAAGCACUGCUGAGCUUUCUUUAGCAGUCUUUUGUUGUACAUAUCCUUAGUCUGCAGAGAAAGUAAAUUUUGAAAACAUCUGUCAGAUAUACAGAUGAGCAGUUUAUGUCCUCUGACUCCCUACACAAUUCUCAUUUUAAAUCUGUUCAUCUACAUUUAGCUGUUCAUCUGAAGGCCACUCUGAACCCAUUCCUGUUCAUUUAAUAAGAAUUCCAUUAACUUAUUGUCAGUGUUUCUGUCUCACAGUUUCCUUUAUGAUCUUCAGUUACCUGCAUAAAGUCGCAACACAUUUUUUUUUCUCCCCCAUGCAUUGUUGGGCGGUCCAGUGGUGCAACAGUUAGCGCCUGUCACCAAUACUGUGAGGGUUGACUGUCUUGGGUUCAGCUGUCAUCUGGGGCACGCUGUUCUGUCUCUGCAUGUGGCAUCUAUUUACAGGGCUGGCUGCCUUGCCAUGAAAUAGCCUUAGUUGCUGGCUCGGUGUAAAACACCAACCCCCUUCCCCCAUGCAUUGUUGUCCUUCAUCAUUGGGAUUCUUUUUUGAAUUUGACUUACAUGUUUCAAUUUGUUUUGAUUUUUGCAUAGUUGAUGAUGUUGAAUAUGCUUUUGCUUGAAAGCAGUUUUUUGGAUUUUUUUUUUUUAUUCUGUCUUGUGGCUCCACAUGGGAUGAUCUGAGGUUUUCCAGAGUAGAUUCUAGCCAUUCUUUCAUGUUUUUCAGAGAGCUCUUCACUGUUGAUUAGAUGUGUUUGUGGUAUUUAAAUGCUUAGCUCUGUGUGUAUGUGUGCAUAUGCAAUGAACUGUUUUCCAUUUAUUGCAAUGGAAGUAGCUGUGUGCACUACAAAAGUAUGGACAAGGGAUUGUCUUAAGGAUUUUUUUUUUUUUUAUGGUAGAUCAAGUUAGAAUUACAAUUGUGGACUUGCAUAGAUAAAUCCAAAGAUAAAAUUGUGAAUAUGACCCUUUAAUUGACAGUGGCAAGAAUCAGGACAUUUUCUGGAAUAAGAUUGUGCUCUUUAUCCAGCUCGUUUUAUUGCAAGAGUUGCUUAUCCUUUAUGUAAACAGGAUUUUCAUAUGCAUGACAAGAAGAAUGACUGCAGGAUUGUCUACCCUGCUUUAUUGUUUACUGAGAAGUUAUAGUGGAGAUAAUUUUUUCUUCUGUUAAAAGGUUUCUUCCCUGUAUUAUAUGGCAGAGCAUUUAAAAGUUGUGUGAUUAGAGCAAAUUAUCAUUUUAAUAAGUUUGUGUACUUACAGGAUAGAGUAAUUAGGCAUAGAGGGUAUUUUGCCUUUUUUUUUUCAAACUAAUACAGAUGUCUUUUGAGCCAGUUUUUGUAGUUUGCUAAAAGUGAUGCAAUUAUUUCAGUGUCUUUAUUGUGUUACUGGCUUAAAGUGACAGAGUUUUCAUAUGCUAAUAACUAGAUAAGUAUAUAUAUUUAUUGUGUGCAAUAAUAAUGAUAUACAGUAUUUUCUGGUUAAUUGAGCCAUUCUGGAUUCGAGGUAGCCAUGCCUUUGGGACAAAUAGUGGACAAUAAAAACCCAGUUAAGAAAUCAUUUUGCAUCACUGCUGGACACAGUGUUGCUUUACCAAGAAAGUAACUGCCAUGCGGUUUACUUGUGGGUUGGCCCCCCACUCAACCGUACAUACUACUUGUUCACAGAUUUUUUUUGUGUCCUCAGAAUAGUGAACUGACUGAUGGCUUGUUUGUGAUUAUGACUAGCAGAUGCAUGUCAUGUGGGUUGAUUCACUCAUAAGCAAAUAAGCAUAUUUAGACAGCAUAGGGAGUUUAUAAACAUCUAUAAAGGUUCAGAACUGCUUUCUUGGUAUAAGGACUGCCGUGUGAUUUUAUUCCGUUGCAGAGUAAAUAGGGUAAUUCUAUAUUUGAUGUUUCCUCCGGUAUCAAACAAAUAUUAGGAACUACUCCAAAAAACUUCAGUUUGAUGAAAUGAAAUUUUUUCGUAUUUUUUAACUAGAAUUGACUCAUUUUUAACAAGUUGCUUAAAGGGACUAAAAGGGUUCUACCUAAGAGGAAUGGCCAGAUAACCAGAAUCUGCUGGGUAUUAUUUGGUGACUGAACAUUAUGGUGGUUAAACACCUGCUUCUUAAAAUGGUGUCAUUAACCAGUUAUUUUACUGGCACUUGUGUCUUGAGAGUACUUAUAAAAUACUUUACUGUUAAUAGGCCCUACAAAACUAUGCUCAAAGUGCCUUUGAAAGUUCUGUAUAUUAUAACAGGCCUUUAUUUUAGUCAUUUCAUAAAAUAAUUUAUAUUAACAGCAAAAAAUAUGUUUAUGAAAAUGUGUAUUUAUUCAUAUAUUUAUAUUGUAGUACCUUGAUAAAUGUGAACAAUCUUUGAGAUAUUCAGUCUGCAAGUGAGGCAGAUAUAAACAUCUGGUAUUUCAUUUUUUUUUCUUGGUGCUUCAGAGGAAGAAAACAGUUUUGUUAGAGAUGGCAGGUUUGGACUAAAUCUAUGAGAAUGUGCAGCUGUUGAAAUAUUAAGCAGCUUAACAUCUGAUAGACAUUAAUCUUCUCCAGAGACAGUAUAAUAUUUGAAUUUGUUUCCAACCAGUUUUGAUGGUAAAAUUGUUUUGGUGAACAAUUUUAGUGACUUUCAACAUAGCUCCAAUAAAAAGAAAAUUUCAGUUUCUAGUCAUUUGCGCCAGCAGUCUGGUGGCGCAACGGUUAGCGCCUGUCACCAAUACAGUGAAGGUUGGCUGCCCUGAGUUCAUUUCUCAUCUCGGGCACGCUUUCUCUGCACGUGGCAUCUGUUUACAGGGCUGGCUGCUUGCUGUAAUAUAGCCUCAGUUGCUGACGGCGUAAAACACCAAUUCCCCCCUUCUAGUCAUUUGCCCAAUAUGAAAUCUUCUGUUCUCCCAAUCAUUAUUGCCUCCUGAACUGUUGUUGAUUUUUAAUUUAAAGUGUUUUUAGAAAAUGUUUUGCAUGGCUAUUCCUCAUUCUCAUUUUUCCAUUUUGGUUCAAGUUUAUGACCUUUUCAAAGAACAUGCAAAAUUAUUUUCUUUUUGACGUCAUAUGAGCAGUUAAAAUUAUGAUCUGUAGUAAUUUUCAACCAAGCAUACAUUUAAGAUGGAUUUAUUCUUUAAAUGAAUGGCUGAAGUACACGUAAUUCAUUUUAUGCGUUUGCUUCUUUAGAUAUUGAUUUUUACUUUACUUUUAUUUUCAUUUCUAAUUUCUAUAGUGUGGAGAUAUUUUGGCAGGAAAUCUUCAAGUGGAAUCAUGUCACAGCUUACUGUUUAACUUAUGCUGGAGACACUCAAACUAACUGUUCAGGUUUAUGUUCACGAGAGAUAAAUUAUGACUUUCCAGGACUGGGAAGAUAGAGCCAAGAUCAAGUCAUUAAAUCGAGGGUGUGCACAUUCCCACAUCUAAGACUUACAUUCCUGCCAUCAACAUACAUUUAAAAGAGGAAUGUUUGUCUCAGGAAAAUCAUUGUAAUUUUAAUGAGUUGCAGGAUUUUACAAAACUGUUUGUGUAUCUGAACUAGUAUUCCACCUUAUUUUUCAGUGGCAUUAAAUUUGGUGAAGAAGAGAUUUAGUUCCAGAGGUAUUCAGCAGCACAUUUUACAUCUAGUAAAUGAGUUUUUGAUGCCAAUUACAUCAUGGUAAAAAGCUUGCAUCCAUUAGAUGUCUAAUAAGAUAGUGUCUGUUGAUGGUUUGGGUAUUUGGGAUGCUUUUAAUGAAGUGAUAGAAGACCAUUAAAGGUUAUAGUCUGAUCUAUAUUUGAAAAAAAUGCAAUAUCUUAGAGCUAAAUACAUUUUUAUUUGGGAUAGAAGAGUAUGCUUAUUUUAUGUUUGAUGAAGCGUUUUCAUUCCAAAUCAUUUUAAGUUUUCAACCUGAUCAUCAUUAUAGGAAGCAAGAAUAAAUUACUUAGAUUAACAAGGUGUGCAGUGGAGCUACGAGUUGGGUAGUUGAUGAUUAAAGGGAUGGUGUAUUGGGUGAUUGAGACAACUGUGUAGAAAACUUCAGUGUGGAAUUUAAGGGUAGGGCUGCACAUAGCACUGUAAGUGUUGAAAAAGCCUUUCAUUUUACUAGUCUAAAAAGGUCACAUAUUGUUCAGUGGUUAAAGAAGGCUGAAAACAGCAGCUAAAAUAAAAGAAAAAGAGAUGAAAACAAAUAUUAAUAAAUGUUCAGAGCUCAUCAGAAUAUGAUCAGUAUGUUGGUGAGCCAGUUUGUUAAAGUAAUACAAAUUGUGAAUUCGGGCAUGGGAUGUUUUACUCUCAUACCCAAAUCAGCAACAAGGAGGCUGUAUUCAGUCUGUCUGCUUUGGCUACUUCUGGAAAAGGCAAACUGUAUUCACCACUUUUCAUAUAAAUAGGUGUCGAAACUUCAGAUCACUGUCUCCAGUGACAAAUGUUACCACUGCAAGAAAAAAAAAAUUCCUGUCUUGUCAGUUGAUUUUCAUCAGCUGUACCUGUCACUUGUUGAUGCACCUUUUCCCACAAAGCCUUAGUUGCUAACACGAUAUUAAGCACCUACAACUAGCCACCUGAACAAUCCCUUUGUGAUGUUGAAGAUAUCUGAGAUUUCUAUUUUAUUUUGCUCUCUCCGAUUAGUUUGACUCCUUUGCUUUUGCUUCUUUUCACACUUCAUUUGUACAUAUGUAUUACAGAUUCUUGAUUGUAAUUUUCCUCCUUAAAAAGAUUUCUGCUUCUGCUGCAGACCUGCCUUGUUGCAGGUCUGGACAAGGUCACAAAGUCUCUUGCUGAGCUAAAUUUAUUAGUUCCUUGCACUGAAAAUUCCUUUUAAUUUCAAGUCAUUUGUCCAGUUUUGUGCAUCAUAUCCUGGUGGUUUCCAUGCAGUCUUCAUAUGAUCCUUUAAGUUGGGUGUUAAAACUGCACGAAGUGCUCAUCACUUAUGUGUAAAAUAUGUGCACAAGACUGCAGUCCAUUCCAGAAGUACUCCUGCUGUGUCCUUCAGCAGCACCAUUUACUCUUACUAUUUCAUUAUUUUCUUGGUCACACAAUCCUAUUACUAUACGCUGAUUUCAUACUUAAACCAAGAACUUGACCGUGCAAAGUCAUUAUGCUGCAGGCACAAAUGUUAUUUGUAACUUGACAAUAUUUUUGAAGAUUUUGUUAAAAGUAAAUAAUAGUGCCAUUCAAAAACAAAAUUAUAGCUUUUGGUAUUCUUAUUUGAGAAUUCCUUGCUGCAACUAGUACAUGCUUCUGGUUUAGACUGCUACCUGGUGGCUUCUUUGCAACUUUGUUUGGGGUUUUUGCAAUGUGUGAUUUUAAGGGCUUGUUAUGGUUGUGUUGUAUUUAUUUUUGGUUUCCUUUGUAUGCAUGUCACUGUGAAUGGUUGUAUGUACAUUCAUGGUAAAGUGAAUCUGCACAACCAGCCUUUGCAAAUCUGGGACACAAGUGCCAGCUGCCUGUCAAUAAAGUUUUAGAAGCAAA
Pomacea canaliculata is the source of this 8471-nucleotide messenger RNA. RefSeq names its product 60 kDa SS-A/Ro ribonucleoprotein-like. Gene Ontology annotation, molecular function: RNA binding. NCBI's taxonomy places the organism in Eukaryota, Metazoa, Mollusca, Gastropoda, Architaenioglossa, Ampullariidae. The transcript has 7 exons. The coding region runs from base 585 to 2174 and encodes 529 amino acids. The record is from RefSeq and is a predicted model, not a curated record. Gene Ontology annotation, cellular component: ribonucleoprotein complex.